Molecule: messenger RNA, 2342 nt
Organism: Magallana angulata
Lineage: Eukaryota; Metazoa; Mollusca; Bivalvia; Ostreida; Ostreidae
Product: restin homolog
Exons: 7
Coding region: 128-982 (284 amino acids)
Source: RefSeq, a predicted model, not a curated record
CGGAAGUGCAGCAGGUGCUAUGGUGCUUAACAACCAGGACGCCAUCAGACCGAGAUAAAAUUAUGUGAUCCAUUUAUAUAACUUUCCCUUAGCGUGUCUUGUCUAUAUAUAUGUUUCGUUACAAACUAUGUCUACCCAAGAACACAAGUCUGAUGUAGAUCCUUUUAUGUGUACAUGUGGUCCCUGUCGGAAAUUCUGGAAAGAUAAUUUCAAUGAUGCCUCUGACUUGCUUCGUGAGUCCUCAUCAAGCAGGGCUCAGAACACAGCUCCUCUCUCCUGUAAAAACAGCAUUGUAAAAGUGGGAGACAGAGUCGAAGUUCAUGGCAAAUAUCCUGUGCAUGGAUGUCUUGAAACAGCAGGUACUGUGAAGUUUGUCGGGGUCAUUGAUGAUAACGCUAUAGCACCCAACCUGUACGUAGGAGUAAAGCUUGAUGACAAUGUAAAUUCUGUUCACAAUGGUUUGUACAAGGGUAAACGCUACUUCCACUGUACCCCAGGACAUGGGGCAAUGGUGAAGUACACGGAGGUCAAGCCCUUAAAGACCCCCAGUAAAACUCCCCCGGUCAAAAACAACUACAUGUUCCCGAGCUGGGACGAGGUCAAAAUGCGCCGGAAACAGAGGAACGAAAAGUUAGCUGAAAUUUAUGCCAAAGCAGGUGUAUCCCCCACUCCAUCCAUGUUUAGUGACAACUCCCAUAGAUCCAAAUCCGAGCCAGUGAUAAACAUUGGCGACCCUAAUGACAUUGCCAUAAGGGACCAGGAGCGACGGAGGAAAGCUGAGCUUCAAAAACAGAAGGUACAGGAAGAGGACUUUGAGAAAAACGAACUCCGCAGAAUACGUCAACAAUUCGGCACUGGACAGGAAGCCGAUCGCAUGGCACAGACAUUACUCAAACUACAACGAGCCUAUCAGGAGGGUCUCCAACUGACCAAUCGCAGAGGAACUCAUUUUGAAAUUAACAAUGCCGAUGAUGAUUACUGAGAGAUGUCAGCUUAAUAUCAAUAUUACAACCACUUAAUUACACUUCAAUAUUUUGACAUUUUAGGCUGAACAGAAAUGUUAAUUAAAAAAAAUUAUGACCAGUUUUGAAGUUGAUGAAGGGUAUAAAUUUCUUUUUUUUGAUAUUUUGUUGUAAAAUAAUCAUUAAAGGGUUAUGAACUGUGCUAUUUUGAACAAAAAUUGAUAGACGAGGGAGCUUAUUGAUAAAAAAUUGCAGUUUCGUAUCAGUUAGAAAGCAUCUGAGGACUUUGAUCAGUAUUAGUGCUGGCUAUAGCUAGUUUCAUGCAAUAAGCUGCAACCCAUUGUUGCUCUUGUAUUAUUGUUGAUUUUAUUAAUUUAUGAAGAGUGCAAUUGAUUAAUUAAAAGUGACUGAACGUUAAUCAUGCUUUUUGAACCUUGGAAAGAACAUUACCAAAGGAUUCAGUCAUGAAUGAAUCAUUCAGUUGUUGCAGCUGAAUUAAUAAUAUAUUAUUAAUAGUAAUAAUGAAUAAAAAAUCAGUAUCCAGGUAGUGUACAUAUCUGUAACAAAAUACAGGUAUAGAUGAAUAAGCUGCUUAAAGUUUCUGAGUUUUAAACUAAACCAUUUUAACAUUAACAAGGUGUGACUGUAUGCAAACAUUGAGAUAUUAAAGUGUGAGAUCUGAAUCUUGCAGGGAAAUAUAAUGGCCAGUUAUUUCUCUGUUUUACCUAAAUUCUCAUUAUGUAAUUGAAAGAAAAUAUUUGAAUGACAUGAUUAUGAAUUAAAAUAUGAACCCAUACAGAACACUUGAUGAAAAAUUUGGAGUGAUUGUAUUUUUUUACCACAUCGAUUUAAUCUUUUAGGCUUCCCCAUUGUUUUUUUUUUUCAAGCUUUAAAAUUUUCUUCUGUGGUGGGCACUUUUGAUAAAGCUAGUUGUUUCAAUGAAUCUUAAUUUAUUUCUUCUUUCAUUUUUUUAAAAUGUGCAGUAUAUAGGUAUUUUGAAUCUUGUGCAUCAAACAACAACACCCGCUGGAGAAAAAUAGACAAAUGGAAACUCAUGUCUUGCAAACUUUCUGUGAUACAAUUGUUGUUGAAGUAAACAUGUUAAAAAUGUAAAAGAGUCAAAAUAUUUUUGAUUGCCUUUUAAUAUAUUAUAAAAUGUAAAACCACAAAAAUAUGAAAUGUACACAUUUUUUCAAUUAAUUAUCUGUAUAUUUAUCAUAUCGGAUAACUUUCUAACAAAAAUGUCACAAUUUAUGUUACAAUUACGAUAUAGACAUGUACCAAAUCUCACAAUUCAUGUUUUGUGUAUUGACUAUACAUUCAAUGUAUGUUAUGACUUUUUGAGAUGUUUUUAAGUAUUAAAAUCUGCGCAUAUUGAGA